AAAAAAGUUAUGUUAGCGUGUUUUGUUAUCUGUGGAUACGUUGAUCUGUGAUUGUUCGGGAUUUGCAUUUUUGCUAAUUUCUACAAAAAAAUACUUUAAAACUAAAAUAAAGACAUUCCAAAAUGGCGUCAACGUCUAAGCCCCGCUCUGAGAUGACUUUGGAGGAAUUAGCCAAAAUUGAAGAGGAAGAAUUCAGUACAGGUCCACUUUCAGUCCUUACACAGUCAGUUAAGAACAAUACACAAGUGCUGAUCAACUGCAGAAAUAACAAAAAGUUGUUGGGACGCGUGAAGGCUUUCGACCGGCAUUGCAACAUGGUCCUUGAAAACGUCAAGGAAAUGUGGACGGAAGUGCCAAGACUAGGCAAGGGCAAGAAGGGUAAAGCUGUAAACAAGGAUAGGUUUAUCUCAAAAAUGUUCCUCCGCGGAGACUCAGUGAUCCUAGUAUUAAGAAACCCACUAGCAACUGCCGCAGGAAAGUAAACUCCGGACACCAAAAGUCUUUAAAUGAAAAACUUGAAGUGUUCUCCAAAAUACCUUAGCUCUAAGCUUUAUGGAUUCAAUACAUCUCUCUUUUUGUACAUUGGUGUGUUGUAUUCUAUUAAAUAAAUAACAUUAAGAUUGUCUAUGA
Helicoverpa armigera (cotton bollworm) is the source of this 630-nucleotide messenger RNA. RefSeq names its product Small ribonucleoprotein particle protein SmD2 (gene SmD2). Gene Ontology annotation, molecular function: RNA binding. The record is from RefSeq and is a predicted model, not a curated record. Bases 123 to 482 code for a protein of 119 amino acids. Gene Ontology annotation, biological process: spliceosomal snRNP assembly; RNA splicing. Lineage: Eukaryota; Metazoa; Arthropoda; Insecta; Lepidoptera; Noctuidae. Gene Ontology annotation, cellular component: catalytic step 2 spliceosome; pICln-Sm protein complex; U5 snRNP. The transcript is spliced from 3 exons.